AUGAGUUACCUGUACGAUUAUGUUGAGAAGUAUCUUCCGAUCUCGUGGCGAAGGAAGCGUAUCCGCCGGCCUAUCAUUUGGUCGUCUCCAGAGUAUUCACCUUCCGCAGAAGUGCUGAAUGUAAAAUCUGUUGAUCUUUGCAUCGAAGAAAAUGGCAAGGAUCACCACACCCAGCGGUACGAUUUGAUGAGCCGCGAUGAGUACAGUGGAAAGAUCCCGAAGCUCAUCGUCCGCCGUGGAGAACCGUUCUGGCUGCGGCUGCUUUGCGAUCGCCCGUACGAUCGAAGUCGCGAUGCGUUGAGUUUGAUUUUCAGCGUCGCCGAUGAGGAUCAACCGACGCAUGGGCACGGGACCCUGGUGGGGAUUGCGGUCAAUCAGUUCCCGAACCAGCUCGGCGACCCCCACGAGUGGGGUGCCGCGAUAGAGGAGAUCCGUGGUGAUCUGCUGCAGAUCCUGGUGAAGCCUGCUGCGACGGCUCCGGUGGGCCAGUGGAAGCUGGACAUCGACACGAAGCUUCUGAGCGAUGCGUUCGGUCGGAGCUACUCGCUGCCGCAGGCAUUUUACGUCCUCUUCAACCCCUGGUGUCCCGAUGAUCAGGUUUACCUGGAAGAAAAAGCUCAUCGGCACGAGUACAUCAUGGCCGACACGACACUCAUCUACCGAGGAUCUUACAAUCGGUUGCGCCCAUCGGUCUGGAAGUUCGGCCAGUUUGAGAAGCACAUUCUCGACUGCUCGCUACUGCUGAUCGCUAAAAUUGGGAAGGUCAGUGCGACACAUCGAGGUGACCCCGUACGAGUUUGUCGUGCCAUUUCCGCCGCUGUCAACUCCCCAGACGAUGAUGGAGCGUUGCUCGGGAACUGGAGUGGUGACUUCUCCGGUGGAACACCCCCGACCAAAUGGGUCGGUUCGGUGGAGAUAUUGCAGCAAUUCUACAAGAAACAGAAACCGGUCAAGUUUGCCCAGUGCUGGGUGUUUGCGGGCGUUGUCUCUACAAUUGCUCGAGCCAUCGGUAUUCCCUCCCGCGUGGUCACCAACUACUCCUCCGCCCACGACACGCAAGCCUCGCUGACGGUGGACUAUUUCGUGGACAAUGCUGGCAAAAUCAUGGAAGAAAUGAAUGCCGACUCCAUCUGGAACUACCACGUGUGGAACGAGGUUUGGAUGCAGCGGCCCGACCUUGGCAUUGGCUCCGACGGUGACUACGGUGGAUGGCAAGCGAUCGAUGCCACCCCGCAGGAAACCUCAGACGGAAUGUUCCGCUGUGGACCGGCCUCAGUUCUCGCCGUCAAGUUGGGGGAGGUCCUGAAACCGUACGAUAACAAUUUCCUCUUCGCGGAAGUGAACGCCGAUAAGGUAUUCUGGCGGUACACCGGUCCCUCUCAUCCGCUGAAGCUGCUGAGGAAGGAUGUGUUGGGUAUUGGGUUGUUUAUCAGCACAAAGGCCGUGGGUCGUUGGGAGCGGGAGGAUAUCACGGCGAACUAUAAGUUUGCGGAGAAAUCGAUAGAAGAGCGUGCGACGAUGCUGAAGGCCCUGAAGCAGGCAAACAGCUACUUCAGCCGGUACUACUUGAACGAGGAGUUCAACGAGGUGUACUUUAACUUUGAGCUGCGGGAUGACAUCAAAAUCGGAGAACCAUUCAGUGUGAUUCUUCUUAUCAAAAAUCGAUCGUCGGAAAAUCGACACACGGUCGAAGGCUCGCUGCACGUCGACACCGUCCUAUAUACCGGCAAAAGUCGGGAUAGUGUAAAGGUGGAUACGUUCUCGAUUGCGCUCGAGCCUGGAACGGAGGAAUCCGUGCGCAUGAUUGUCGACUUCCACGAGUACUACGGCAAGUUGCGUGAUCAGGCCGCGUUCAACAUUUCCUGUAUGGCCACGGUUCAAGACACCGAGUUUGAAUUUUACGCCCAGGAUGACUUCCGGGUGCGUAAGCCGGACAUUAAGAUAUCCCUCCUGGGAACGCCGGUCUCACAGGCACCGGUGGAGGUUCAGUUUACACUUGAAAACCCACUCCCGAUUCCGCUGAGGAAGGGUGUGUUCCAUGUCGAGGGAUCCGGCAUCGGGAAACCACUUCUCUUCAAGCAUCCUGAAAUCGCCCCGGGAGAAAAGGUUCUCAAUACCUUUACCAUGACUCCGCCUUAUUCCGGUCGGCUGACCAUCGCCGCCAAGUUUACCUCCAAGGAGCUGGACGAUGUCGAUGGCUUCCUUGCUUUCCUUGCCAACCCACGCCCGGAGGAUAUCAUCAUGGAGACGGAAGAAAACGAAAUCAUCGCUCGCACGGACGUCAUAGACUAA
This is a messenger RNA of Anopheles coustani, 2292 nucleotides long. RefSeq names its product annulin. Bases 1 to 2292 code for a protein of 763 amino acids. The record is from RefSeq and is a predicted model, not a curated record. NCBI's taxonomy places the organism in Eukaryota, Metazoa, Arthropoda, Insecta, Diptera, Culicidae. Gene Ontology annotation, biological process: peptide cross-linking. Gene Ontology annotation, molecular function: protein-glutamine gamma-glutamyltransferase activity. The transcript has 6 exons.